ACUUGACUCAGAAUUCAGCAUAUAUAGAGUAAGAACAAAACCACAAUUCCUACCCUUCUAGCUAGCAAAUCCUAUCACUCUCCUUUGAUAGCUUUUGGCCGGAGAGAGAGAGAGAGAGAGAGAGAGAGGGGAGAGCAUGGAAACGUCUGGAGUGGGUGAAGAGACCAUGGUUGAUUGGAGAGGGAGACUCUCCAGCCCUGGCAAACAUGGUGGAAGAAGAGCUGCUGCUUUUGUGCUUGGGCUGCAAGCUUUUGAGAUAAUGGCCAUAGCUGCCGUUGGGAACAACCUAAUAACAUACUUGAUUAACGAGAUGCACUUCUCUUUAUCCAAAUCUGCCAACAUAGUGACAAACUUUGUUGGAACUGUCUUUCUCCUGGCGCUCCUUGGCGGCUAUCUUUCAGAUUCUUAUCUUGGGAGUUUCUGGACAAUGCUCAUCUUUGGUUUUAUUGAACUUUCUGGUUUCAUAUUACUCUCAGUUCAGGCUCAUCUUCCCAAGUUAAAGCCAUCCCCGUGUAACAUGCUAUCUGAUGGAGAAAACUGUUUGGAAGCAAAGGGCUUGAAAGCUUUGAUAUUCUUUGUAGCACUUUACUUGGUGGCAUUAGGGAGUGGAUGUGUUAAACCCAACAUGAUUGCUCAUGGGGCAGACCAGUUCAACCAAGAUAAUCCCAAGCAAUCCAAGAAGCUCUCCGCCUACUUCAAUGCUGCCUAUUUUGCAUUCUCAGUAGGUGAACUUAUUGCCCUAACAGUUCUUGUCUGGGUCCAAACUCAUUCCGGGAUGGAUGUCGGCUUUGGAGUCUCGGCUGCUGCUAUGGCCAUGGGACUAAUCAGUUUGGUUUCUGGUACUUUAUAUUACCGGAACAAGCCGCCUCAAGGAAGCCUUUUCACACCCUUUGCCCAAGUUUUUGUGGCUGCAAUUUCGAAGAGAAAGCUGCAGGUUUGUCCAUCUAACAGACAAAUGCUUCACGGAAGCCAAAACAAUGUGCCGAAUAACGUUAGCUUGUCUAAUUCUGACGCUGGCAGUAGUAGUGUCCUAUUAAUUCACACCGAAAAGUUCAGGUUCUUGGACAAGGCUUGCAUCAAAAUCCAGCACGAUGGGGCUCAUACAAAGGAAAGCCCAUGGAGACUGUGCUCCGUUACGCAAGUGCAGCAAGUGAAAAUUCUGAUCUCAGUGGUUCCCAUCUUUGCAUGCACCAUCGUUUUCAACACCAUUUUAGCUCAACUCCAAACAUUCUCAGUCCAACAAGGAAGUGCCAUGGACACGCGUUUCGGAACAUCCAGCUUCCAUAUCCCACCGGCUUCGCUUCAAUCCAUCCCAUACAUAAUUCUCAUCUUUGUAGUCCCUCUCUAUGACACUUGCUUUGUCCCUUUUGCCAGAAAAUUCACCGGCCACGACUCUGGAAUCGCCCCCUUAAACCGAAUAGGCUUUGGCCUCUUUUCUGUUACGUUUUCUAUGAUUUCGGCUGCCAUAAUGGAGAAAAAGAGAAGAGAUGCUGCAUUAAAUUUUGACAAAACCUUAUCCAUUUUCUGGAUAACUCCUCAGUUCUUAAUCUUUGGACUAUCGGAAAUGUUUACGGCGGUCGGUCUCAUUGAGUUCUUUUACAAACAACCCUUGAAAGGGAUGCAAGCAUUUUUAACAGCCAUGACCUAUUGCUCAUACUCAUUUGGGUUCUAUCUAAGCUCCUUACUGGUUUCCCUGGUGAAUAAGAUCACGGCCUCAAGUACUACUUCCUCAAAUGGUGGUUGGCUCCAUGAAAAUGAUUUAAACAAGGACAGGCUAGACCUUUUCUACUGGCUAUUGGCAGCCCUUAGCUUCCUCAACUUCCUCAACUAUCUCUUUUGGUCUCGGUGGUUUUCUAAGAAUUCUUCCUCGCCAAUUAGCACAAUACAUGAACAUGCGGCUCGUACUGCAAAUCAUGAUCUUGAUCAUCGUCAGGCCGACUAUAGUCACUGCAGUUUCGACUCUGAAAAAAACGUUGGAGCGCAAGCUAGCUGUUGAUAAUAUAUUUAUAUGCUUGGCUUUAAUGAUCAUUAUAUAUAAACAGGGAUAUAUAUGAUCUAGAGGCUAGCUAGCUAUAUGCAGUAUGGCUUUUGUAAAUAAAUUAUAGAAAAUGCAUGCAUGCAUGCAUUAAUAUUCUGUGCACCGAUCGAUCAAGAAGCUUGGUCAGAU
Molecule: messenger RNA, 2167 nt
Organism: Juglans microcarpa x Juglans regia
Lineage: Eukaryota; Viridiplantae; Streptophyta; Magnoliopsida; Fagales; Juglandaceae
Product: protein NRT1/ PTR FAMILY 4.3-like
Exons: 5
Coding region: 137-1996 (619 amino acids)
Biological process (GO): transmembrane transport
Cellular component (GO): membrane
Molecular function (GO): transmembrane transporter activity
Source: RefSeq, a predicted model, not a curated record